GAAUUCCGACCCUGCGACCGUCCACUGCGCUCUCUUCUCGAACACUGUCGGUCCAAGAUCGAUCCUCCAGCAUUUGCACAUCCACAUCACCCGCACAUCCACACCAUCCGCACAUCCACAAUGUCGACACAAUCGCCGUCCUGGAUCAUUCCUGCCGAGAGCAUCACCAACUGGGUCCUCGCUCCCGUCGCCCACGGCGGCUUUGGCGAGGUCUACCGAGCCUCAUACAACGGAAUCGACGUUGCUGUGAAGCAGCCCUUCCGCGGCCAGAACAAUCGGUUGCUGGACGACUUUCGGAAGGAAAUCGCCAUCUGGAGCAAGCUGAGCCAUCCGCACGUCCUGCCGUUCAUCGGCGCCUGCGACAACAACUCCAAGCACUGCGUCGUCUCGCCAUUCAUGCCCAACGGCACACUCCACGCCUAUAUCAGCAAUCCAAGCUCCGUGCGUCCCCUCAACGAAAAGCUCUGUCUCCUCUACCAAGUGGCCUCGGGCAUGGCGUAUCUGCACGCAAACAACAUUGCCCACGGCGACCUGAAGCCGAUCAACGUUCUGAUGGACAAGUCCUUCUCGGCCGUCAUUGCCGACUUUGGCCUGGCCUGCAUCCGAGCCGACUCGGACCGAAGCGACAACAGAGAGGGCUCGAUUUCCGGCACUCCCGGCUUCAUGGCCCCCGAGCUGCUGGGUGGGCCGCACCAAACGCUGAUCACCAAGCGCUCGGACGUCUUUGCCUUUGCCAUCACUGCGGUCGAGGUCAUCAAGGACGGCCGGCCCGCAUGGACCCGCAAUGGCAACCGCCUGGAUAACGGCUCGAUCACCAGACAUGUUCUUCGCGGCGACCGACCCGCACGCAUCAGCGGUGUCUCUGAUGACGUCUGGCAGCUCAUCAGCGAGUGCUGGGCACAGGCUCCCGACAGUCGCCCAAAGUUCCCCGCCAUCGUCGAGGCCCUCGACUGUUACAAGGACUAUAUCCGCCCGACCCCCGAGCAGCCCAGCUCCUCGGACCCAUCGGACCCAUCGGACCCACCCAAGUCCCCCGACACAUCCAAGUCCUCCCAGGCCGUGUCCGUGGAUCUUCCCGCCGACUGCAAUCUGUCGCCGUCGAUGGUCCAGCGCUUCCGUGCCGGCGAUCCCGACGCCGCCCUCGAUAUCGCCGAGAGCUUGCUCAAGCCGCCAGAGCUGCCGGAGCUGCCAGAGCCGCCGCGGGGUCUGUUCAAGUUCCUUGCCAAGCACACCGCCCACCACUCGGCUUCUCAGCCUUCCCAGCCCUCCCAGCCCAACAACAAAACUCCCCUCCAGAUCUUCCAGCAUCUGGCCGACGGAGACAACCCCGAGGCCUGCUUCUAUCUCGGCUGGAUGUACAUGAUCGGCAUGGGUGUCAACCAAGACUUUGAAAAGUCCCUUGAGUACUGGACCAAGGUCCACAAGAAAUCUGGCGACCCGAUGCUUGCUCCCAUCGCCUUGCAUAUGCAAGGCUGGCUCCGGUAUCUCGGUCGCGGAGUGGACAGAGACACCGUCACCGGCAUCAAGCAAAUCCAGGAGAGCGCAACAUACACUUCCGACUUCAAAUUUGGCGAGAGAUCGUGUCUGAGCGGCUUUGUACUGGUGUCGUCGAGGUCGGCUGCGGCCUGCAAGUACUUUGAGCUCUGUCACAUGGGAUCCGAGCACGACUGGCUCUGCAAGCAUCUGACGGCCGUGUGCUAUGUCAACGGGUUCGGCACCGAGCAGGACAAGAACCGGGCCUUCACGAUCUUCAAGGAGCUCGCCAAGCAGGGACACAGCGACAGCCAGUACUGGCUCGGACACUGCUAUUCCUUCCGUCUGGGAACACUCCGCAGCAGAUCAAAGGCGCUGAAGUGGUACUGGGCCUCCGUCGACCAGAACAAUGGAUACAGCAUGUGGGCUCUUGGCGACUGUUUUGCGAUGGGCCUGGGAGUCGUCUGCAAUCCAUUAGCUAGCUUAGAUUGGUAUAUCAAGGCUACCAAACUGGGCUCGAACACCAACGAAGGCAGGGAUAUACUCAUGGAUAUCAUGUUGAUGUUAAACUCGUAGGAUGCUUAUGAGCAACAGCGUCAACAGCCGGCUGAAGGUCGCUCUUGAGAAUAAAGUUGAUCUGGC
Molecule: messenger RNA, 2115 nt
Organism: Polychytrium aggregatum
Lineage: Eukaryota; Fungi; Chytridiomycota; Chytridiomycetes; Polychytriales
Product: kinase-like domain-containing protein
Exons: 2
Biological process (GO): protein phosphorylation
Molecular function (GO): ATP binding; protein kinase activity; protein binding
Source: RefSeq, a predicted model, not a curated record